Molecule: messenger RNA, 2008 nt
Organism: Theileria equi strain WA
Lineage: Eukaryota; Apicomplexa; Aconoidasida; Piroplasmida; Theileriidae
Product: DnaK family member protein
Exons: 1
Coding region: 1-1974 (657 amino acids)
Biological process (GO): protein refolding; cellular response to unfolded protein
Cellular component (GO): cytoplasm; mitochondrion
Molecular function (GO): ATP-dependent protein folding chaperone; heat shock protein binding; misfolded protein binding
Source: RefSeq, a predicted model, not a curated record
AUGAAGCUUCAUCGGUUAUUAUCUGGGUUGCGCGUUUCGCGCGGUAUUCAUACUAGCUCAAGGCUCAACUCCAAGGUACAGGGUGAUGUCGUUGGUAUCGAUUUGGGUACCACCAACAGUUGUGUUGCAAUCAUGGAGGGAUCCACUCCAAAAGUCAUUGAGAACGCAGAGGGAAUGCGUACUACUCCCUCAAUUGUGGCCUUUACUGAUGAUGGCCAGCGUCUAGUUGGUGUUGUCGCAAAGAGACAGGCAGUUACAAACCCUGAAAACACUGUAUUCGCAACAAAGCGUCUCAUUGGUCGUAAGUAUGACGACGAUGUAAUCAAGAAGGAGCAAUCAACUCUCCCAUACAAAAUUGUAAGGGCCGCCUCUGGAGAUGCCUGGAUCGAAGCCCAAGGAAAACAAUAUUCUCCAUCCCAAAUUGGUGCCCAAGUACUCGCCAAGAUGAAGGAAACCGCCGAGGCUUACCUUGGCAGAAAGGUUGGCAAGGCUGUCAUUACUGUCCCUGCCUACUUUAACGAUUCUCAACGUCAAGCCACCAAAGAUGCUGGUAAGAUUGCUGGCCUGGAUGUACUCAGAAUUAUCAACGAGCCAACUGCUGCCGCUUUGGCCUUUGGACUUGAUAAGCAUGAUGGAAAGACAAUCGCAGUAUACGAUUUGGGUGGUGGUACAUUUGAUAUUUCAGUUUUGGAAAUUCUUGGCGGUGUAUUUGAGGUAAAGGCCACAAAUGGAAACACUUCUCUUGGAGGUGAAGAUUUCGAUCAGAGGAUUCUGCAGUAUCUGGUGCAGGAAUUUAAAAAGCAAUACGGAAUGGAUUUGCGUAACGACAAACUUGCCGUACAAAGGUUGAGGGAGGCUGCUGAAUCCGCAAAGGUAGAACUCUCCAGCAAGACCCAGACUGAGGUCAAUCUUCCAUUUAUUACAGCUGAUGCCUCUGGUCCAAAACAUCUCCAGUGCAAGAUUACAAGAGCAAAAUUGGAGGAACUUUGCAACGACUUACUUGAGGGUACUGUAGAACCCUGCAAAAAAUGUAUGCAAGAUGCUCAGGCUAGCAGCUCUGAGCUAAAUGAUGUUAUUCUUGUCGGAGGCAUGACCAGAAUGCCCAAGGUAUCUGAGGUUGUCAAGAGAAUUUUUGGAAAGGAACCGUCCAGGGCUGUUAACCCAGAUGAAGCUGUUGCCAUGGGUGCUGCUAUCCAAGCUGGUGUCCUAAAGGGUGAAAUCAAGGACUUGCUCCUUUUGGAUGUAUGCCCUCUUUCUCUCGGUAUCGAGACCCUUGGUGGUGUAUUCACACGUUUGAUCAACAGGAACACUACUAUUCCCACUAAAAAGAGCCAGAUCUUUUCUACUGCCGCUGAUAACCAAACUCAAGUUGGUAUCAAGGUCUACCAGGGUGAAAGAGGUAUGGCUGCAGACAACCAACUUCUUGGACAAUUCGAUCUCGUUGGAAUUCCUCCAGCGCCCCGUGGUGUACCACAAAUUGAGGUCACAUUUGAUGUAGAUGCCAAUGGUAUCAUGAACAUUUCUGCUGUAGACAAGUCCAGUGGAAGGAAGCAGGAGAUUACAAUCCAGUCUAGCGGUGGACUUUCCGAGGCUGAAGUUGAACGCAUGGUUAAGGAUGCUGAGGCAUGCAAAGCUCAAGAUGAGGAAAGGAGACGUAGCACUGAUGCCAAGAAUGAGGCCGAAUCCCUCUUGUACGCUGUCGAUAAGCAAUGCACUGACUUUGCUGAUAAGAUCAAGGAGGAGGAUAAGCAAGAGCUUCAAGCCAAGCAAGCUGAACUUCGUACUGCCAUGAGUGGCCAAGAUGUCGAUGCCAUAAAGGCAGCACACAAGAGCUUGCAAGAUGUAUCAUGGAGAGUAUCCCAGAGCAUGUACAAUGCUAGUGGAUCACAAGGAGGAGCUACCGGAGGCAAGGCUGACGGCGCGUCUGGAGAAGGGAACCAAUCCGGCGAGGGAAAUACUGAGAACAAACAAUAGACUGGGUAGCGAAUACCUUUAAAUGUAGUAGAUU